Messenger RNA from Harmonia axyridis, 598 nucleotides. RefSeq lists its product as uncharacterized. The transcript is spliced from 3 exons. Lineage: Eukaryota; Metazoa; Arthropoda; Insecta; Coleoptera; Coccinellidae. Gene Ontology annotation, cellular component: nucleus. The coding region runs from base 15 to 476 and encodes 153 amino acids. The record is from RefSeq and is a predicted model, not a curated record. Gene Ontology annotation, molecular function: zinc ion binding.
AAAUUUCUACUUCUAUGUGCUCUGUGUUUGUCAGCCUCUGGUUUCGAGUUGGAGAAUUAUUUCACAAAGAGAAAAAAAUUGUUCAGCCAAGGUUUCUAUUUUCUGAAUCAAUUCUUAUCAGAAUGGGUAGUUAUGCUAAAGCUGUAAUGGUUGGUUAUAUUUGCCGUUUAUGCUCGGAGCAGAAGAAAAAAGUUAUUCACUUAUAUAGCAGCAAAGCUCAGUCCCUUCAGCUUUUAGAGAAAAUAAAGUUAUUGCCUAUUACAGUACAGAAAUAUGAUAAUUUACCUAAAACAAUUUGUGAAGCUUGCAUUGAUCGGUUAGAGGCACAAUACAAUCUAGUACAAAUUAUUAAAAAGAGUGAUAUUGUACAAAGAAGUCAUAGGAUGUUUCAUAGUAACGGAAGGUGCCCUAUUGAAUGUCCUUUGUAUGGAACAAUUGAUCCUGCUUGGACUGAUCCCUUGAGUUCCACAUGUUGAGUUUUAAAGUAGAUUUUAUGAGUAUUAUUUAUACAUUUCUAUUUUUCUAUAAAUAUGGGCAUGUGUUUGUACAAGUAUUUAUUAGAUAUUUCAUUUGAAAUACAUAAAAAAUUAUUUCAGAA